AUGGCAGUUGCAUCAGCUACUCUUAAGUCCAUCACUUCCUUUGUGAAGGCAUUGCCCACCACCACCACCACCACCACCACCUCCGCCGCUCCUGACCACCUGUCUUUCAAGAACUUUGCCAUCCCGUUACCUUUGAACAAACUUUCCAUCACCGCAGCUUCCGCCAAAUGCAGAUCAUUUACCGUCAAGAGCCAGAUUAACCCAUCGGAAUCAUCAAGGCCCACAAAAGUACAACAACUGUGUGUGUAUGAGAUUAACGAAAGAGACCGUGGAAGUCCGGCGUAUCUCCGGUUGGGCCAAAAACCGGUCAAUUCGCUCGGUGAUCUUGUUCCAUUCACCAACAAAGUGUACAGUGCUGACCUUCAGACGAGAUUAGGGAUCACCGCCGGAAUAUGUAUUCUGAUCAAGAACAUACCGGAGAAGAAAGGUGACAGGUAUGAAGCCAUUUACACUUUUCACAUGGGUGAUUACGGCCAGAUAUCGGUGCAAGGAGCUUACUUGACCAUGGAGGAUACCUACCUUUCUAUUACCGGCGGAACCGGGAUAUUUGCCGGAGCUUACGGUCAAGUCAAACUGCAACAGCUGGUUUUUCCCUUCAAGUUGUUCUACACCUUUUACUUGCAGGGUUUAGCUGAUGAUCUGCCGUCGGAGUUGCUUGUAACCCCCGUUCCUCCGUCACCGGCGGUGGAGGCGUCGCCGGCCGCCAAGGCUUGUGAACCUGGUGCCACCAGUCCAAACUAUAGCGAUUAAAAAGUGAAGCUCUAGUAUUCUCACCUCCUAAAGUUUUGAGGAAUAAAGUUUAUUUGAA
Messenger RNA from Cynara cardunculus var. scolymus (artichoke), 808 nucleotides. Its product is annotated as allene oxide cyclase, chloroplastic-like. NCBI's taxonomy places the organism in Eukaryota, Viridiplantae, Streptophyta, Magnoliopsida, Asterales, Asteraceae. Gene Ontology annotation, molecular function: allene-oxide cyclase activity. The coding region runs from base 1 to 750 and encodes 249 amino acids. The transcript is spliced from 3 exons. The record is from RefSeq and is a predicted model, not a curated record. Gene Ontology annotation, biological process: jasmonic acid biosynthetic process.